Nematolebias whitei (Rio pearlfish) is the source of this 1899-nucleotide messenger RNA. RefSeq names its product protein NipSnap homolog 2. Gene Ontology annotation, cellular component: mitochondrion. Lineage: Eukaryota; Metazoa; Chordata; Actinopteri; Cyprinodontiformes; Rivulidae. The record is from RefSeq and is a predicted model, not a curated record. Bases 32 to 892 code for a protein of 286 amino acids. The transcript has 10 exons.
UGAAACGACCAUCCGUUGAACCCAGUUCAAGAUGGCAGCCCGAGUCCUUCAGAGAGUCCGCGGAGGCUUUGCUCCGGCUAAAGUCAGGGCUCUCCCAGCCGGACAGCUCAUGGGCUGUCACAGAGGGUUUGCAACAACCAGCAGCAGAGACAGAGAGGACAGCUGGUUCAAGUCUCUGUUCGUGAGGAAAGUGGAUCCCAGAAAAGAUGCCCACUCCACCUUGCUGACUAAAAAUGAGGAGAGCAACCUUUACAAAAUUCAGUUUCAUAAUGUGAAGCCAGAGUGCCUGGAUGCAUACAAUAAACUCUGUGAGGAUGUUUUGCCCUCCAUCCAUGCUGAUAAGUUCUACCCCUGUGAGCUGGUGGGGACCUGGAAUACCUGGUAUGGAGAACAAGACCAGGCUGUUCAUCUGUGGCGUUAUAGAGGCGGCUAUCCAGCUCUGACCGAGGUGAUGAACAAGCUCAGGCAGAACCAGGAGUUCACAAAGUACAGAUUGGAGCGAGGGAAGAUGCUGCUGUCUCGCAGGAAUCAGCUCCUGCUGGAGUUCAGCUUUUGGAAUGAGCCUGUGCCCCGAGAAGGCCCCAACAUCUACGAGCUCAGGUCCUACCAGCUCAGGCCAGGAACCAUGAUCGAGUGGGGUAAUUACUGGGCCAGAGCGAUCAAAUAUCGCCAGGGCAACAGCGAGGCAGUGGGGGGGUUCUUCUCCCAGAUCGGUGACCUCUACAUGGUCCAUCAUCUUUGGGCUUACAAAGACCUUCAGUCCAGAGAAGACACCAGGAACGCCGUGUGGCACCAGGAGGGCUGGCACGAGGUGGUUUACUACACAGUGCCGCUCAUUCAGCGCAUGGAUUCGAGGAUCAUGAUCCCAACAAAGGCCUCCCCGCUGCAGUGAAACAAGCCUUUUCUGAACGUUGCAUCCAUCCCGAGAGUCGCCAUCGUGGGUCCAACCUUCUGUCAGUGCUACCAAACAACACCCACCUCUUUGUUGUUUCUUUCAUCGCCUUUUUUUACUUGUACUGUUUCACUCCUCGGACAAAGGAGCGACGAUAAACGCUCCUUAUCUGCGAUUAGAAUAAAUGUUGAAAGGUAGCUGCUGAGGCGCACGAGCUUUUCUAUUUUUAGGGUCUGAAACGGGACAAGUAAAUUAGACCCGGUUUAAACCCAGUGAUGGUCGUCGUGUGCAGCACCACAGUAUAACUGGCCCCAAGGUGAGAAUUUAUCGCUCAACUUUCAACAAACCAAAGUUACUUGAACAGAAGAACUCCAAUUAGAAGCUGCAGUGUAUUACACAACGAUAGUAAUAGCAUUUAUUUAUUUAUUAUACAUUUAGAGUGUGUAGUGUUUAAAUGUGCUAAGGAGUAUCAUCACUGAUUUUUUUAAAUGGUCUGUAUAGUUCAAAAAAUGUUGCCACUCGAGAUGACAAGAUUCUCAGUCGUCCAGGUCAUGAUCGAUUCAAAAAACGGUUAAUAUACUAAAACUGGGCUUUUAUUCUGAAGGUGAAGACGUUUCACUUCGGGAGGCUUUAACAACUCCAGACAUGUUGGAGCUGAUAAAGCGAAACCUCUUCAGCUUCAGAAUAGAAGUGCAGUUUUUAUUUUAUUUAACAGAGCAGGUAUAAUUUUAUAUUUGCAAUGUAUUCUACACAAACACUUUGUUUCCUCCUCUUUACGUUCCCUGUUGAAGUGAUGUUUAAAGUUUCCCAGUGCUGUGUUUGUUCUUUAUCCUGUAACAGCAUGCCUGGUGUUAAAAUCAGUUUAGUGAAGCUGCGAGGUGGACAGUCAAACUGUAAUAAUGGACGGUUUGUUACCGAGGGAACGACGUUUAACUUCUGUUUUUAUUUUAAGAUUUGUUCAACAGGCACUAAUGUUCAAAGAUGGUAAAGAGGGACAAUAAAUAAAG